Messenger RNA from Fusarium sp. VM40, 930 nucleotides. The record is from the annotation of a GenBank genome assembly. NCBI's taxonomy places the organism in Eukaryota, Fungi, Ascomycota, Sordariomycetes, Hypocreales, Nectriaceae.
AUGGCGUUCACAAUGCACUCCCAUUCGGGCCAGUUCUGCCCUGGCCAUGCCAAAGACCAACUCGAAGAAAUAGUAAGGCAUGCCAUUUCUGUCGGUUACAAAACCAUUGGAUUCACAGAGCAUAUGCCUCGUUAUGAUCUGCGUGAUCUGUAUCCUGAAGAGCUCGAUAACCCCCAAGCUGCCUUGGAGGCUUUGCCUCCUCUACAUGAGGAAUACCUUGUAGAGGCCCAGCGUCUUCGGCGUGAGUACGCUUCGCAGAUUCACAUCCUCAUUGGCUUUGAAGCCGAGUUUAUCCGCCCAACCUGUGCAGCACACGUUCGCAAACUAGCAGAGCAUCCUAUCAUUGACUAUUUCAUCGGCUCUGUACACUACGUCCACAGCACCCCGAUUGAUUACAACAAGACCAUGUUUGCCACAGCCCGGGAUGCUAGCAGUCGCGGUACUGAGGAGUCGCUGUAUGAAGACUACUACGACCUGCAGUACGACAUGCUCAAGGAGCUGAAGCCUCGUGUCGUGGGACAUUUUGACCUCGUGAGACUGAUGAGCGAGGACCCUGGUCGGGAUGUCAGGCAGUGGAAGGGCGUGUGGGAGCGUGUGAUGAGGAACUUGAGGCUUGCGAGGGAGCAGGAUGGUUGGCUUGAGGUGAACAGCGCCGGGCUACGAAAGGGCCUCGCUGAGCCUUAUCCAUGCAGGAUUAUUGCCGAGGAAUGGAUUCAGAUGGGCGGCAAGUUCACUUUCUCUGACGACAGCCAUGGAGUUGCCCAAGUUGCUACCAACUACGCCCGAACAGUCACAUAUCUCGAGAGUCUGGGCAUCCAGGAAGUGUGGACUCUCAAGCGAACACCUCACCCAGACAUAGAGGGAACAAGCAGAGCAACGGUCGAGGAAAUCAGCGUUACCCUGAGCGCAUUCCGUGAGAAUUUUGCGUAA